AUGUUGUUUCAUAUCUAUCUAUCUAUCUAUCUAUCUAUCUAUCUAUCUAUCUAUUCGCGUUCUCAUAAUUUAUUAAGGAAUCGUUUGCUAAAUGAUUAUGAUCGAUCGACCUAUCUAUCUAUCUAUCUAUCUAUCUAUCUAUCUAUCUAUCUAUCCAAUUCAGUCCGUUCAUAUUUAUCUAUCUCAGAGUUUCCAUAUCUAUCUAUCUAUCUAUCCAAUUCAGUCUGUUCAUAUUUAUCUAUCUCAGAGUUUCCAUAUCUAUCUAUCUAUCUAUCUAUCUAUCUAUCUAUCUAUCUAUCUAUCUAUCUAUCUAUCUAUCCAAUUCAGUCUGUUCAUAUUUAUCUAUCUCAGAGUUUCCAUAUCUAUCUAUCUAUCUAUCUAUCUAUCUAUCUAUCUAUCUAUCCAAUUCAGUCUGUUCAUAUUUAUCUAUCUCAGAGUUUCCAUAUCUGUAUAUCUAUCUAUUACAUUCUGGUCAUAUCUUUCUUUCUAUUACAACAGGAGGUUUCUUCUUCUUCCACCUCCUCCUCCUCUUCCCCCUCCUUCUUUUCUUCUUAUUUUUCUCUCUCUUCCUCUUCUAGUUAUUUCUCUUCUUUUUCUUAUUUCUCUCUCUCUUCCUCUUCUUGUUAUUCCUCUUCUUCUUCUUUCUCUCUCUCUUUUCCUCUUCUUUUUAUUUCUCUUCUUCUUCUUCUUAUUUCUCUCUCUCUUACUCUUUUUGUUAUUCCUCCUCCUCCUCUUCUUCUUAUUUCUCUCUCUUCUUCUUCUUCUUCUUCUUCUUAUUUCUCUCUCUUCCUCUUCUUGUUAUUCCUCCUCCUCCUCUUCUUCUUAUUCUCUCUUUUCCUCUUCUUCUUCUUCUUAUUUCUCUCUUUUCCUCUUCUUCUUCUUUUUCUUCUUCUCUUUUCCAUUCUUUUGCGUAGCCAAAUUGAUAUUUUCUUGUCAAUGCUCGUUUUCUUGGUUGUCAGUGUGAAUUUUGCUUUUCCUCGUUCUUGUAGCAACCUACCCGACCACAGAAGUAAAUUUUCAAAGGUUUUCUGCCAGAACCACAUUGUUCUCAGAACUUUGGCAAGUUGA
Molecule: messenger RNA, 1068 nt
Organism: Acanthosepion pharaonis
Lineage: Eukaryota; Metazoa; Mollusca; Cephalopoda; Sepiida; Sepiidae
Source: the annotation of a GenBank genome assembly